Molecule: messenger RNA, 924 nt
Organism: Fonticula alba
Lineage: Eukaryota; Rotosphaerida; Fonticulaceae
Exons: 2
Coding region: 100-834 (244 amino acids)
Biological process (GO): RNA processing
Cellular component (GO): cytoplasm; nuclear exosome (RNase complex)
Molecular function (GO): RNA binding
Source: RefSeq, a predicted model, not a curated record
UCCUGUGCUCCUUCCGCUCAUUCUCCUCCUCCCUCUCCCCCGUCCCUCCCCCGCCUCUCCGCUCAACUUCCCCGCCCCACCCUCUCCCACUGCUUUGCAAUGGCCUCGUCUGGCGUCCUCAGUGGCGACCUUUCGGUCGGGGACCGUGUUGUCCCGGGCACCGUGCUGGCCGCGACGGCCGGCGCGCGCGCCGGGCGCGGGACCUUCGUCCGCACCCUCUCGCAGGAGGCCGGCGCCAGCGGCACCGAGCAGCUCCGCGUUACUGGGUCCAUUUGCGCCUCUUGCAUCGGGGUCAUCCAUCUGACGGAUCCCGAGCCGCAGGACGCCGACCAGCGCAAGAUCGUGUCCGUCCUCCCGGCCAAGACGUCCCCGUCGCCGGUGACCGGCUCGACGGUGCUGGCGCGCGUGACGCGCGUCUCCCCCCGGCAGGCGUCCAUGCUGAUCCUGUCGGUCGAUGGGCAGGCCCUCCCCCUGUCGCAUGUGCGUGUCGGCACCGGGGCCUACCGGGGUCUGCUGCACCCGCAGAAUGUCCGCCAGACCGAGCGCGAUCGCGUCCGGAUAGUCGAGACCGUGCGCCCGGGUGAUCUGGUGCGCGCGCGCAUCCUCGGCCCCGGUGACACGCGCUUCUACACCCUGUCCACCUCGUCGCCGGAGCUGGGUGUGGUGGUGGCCCGGAGCGCGUCCGUCCGGCCGGGGAGCGGCAUCUGCGCGGCCUCCGGCUUCGAUGACAUCACCGACAGCGAUCGCGAGCUCAUGGUGCCGGUUUCCUGGACCGAGUGUGUUGGCGUGGUGAGCGGCCACCGCGAGCUCCGGAAAUGCGCGCGGCCCUUCUAAUGCGCAGGGGCUUGGCCCGGCUCUCGGGGCCGCUCGCCUCCCCCUCCUCUCUCCCCCUCGCUCGCUGGCUCCCCAUGUCCCCCCCCCCCC